AUGUUCACCAACACUCAUUCCAUCAACGUCAGUGUUGUCCGUGGUGCCACUAACCCUGCUCGCCGCAUUGGCAAGAGCGUCUAUCCGCUCACCGACAAGGAGAACCGUGCCAUUGCUCGCAACAGCAUGAAGGAGGCCUUUGCCCAGAGUUCGGAUGCAAACGGCUUCAUCACCGUCUCCGGCAUCCGCGACGCAAUGGAAAGCACCAUCUGCAUCAACGUCUCGGCUGCGCUCGCUGACAGCUUUGACCUCGCCACCGCCGCUGCCUGUGUCCACGCCGCCUUUGCCACCCGCAACCGGAGCAUCCCGGCAGCGGCAAACACCACUGCAUGCCGCAGCAACAGCAAGCGCCGCCGCAAACGCGAGCGUUUUGAUGCCUUUGGUGUCGUUGAUGCACUGAUUUUCGUCUCGAUGUACUUUGAUCGCAUCCGCCGGGCCGCCUCCAACCGCGUUGGCUACCGCCUUCGCCGCGGCCCGCGCCCCGCCAACAUGGGUGCCAGAUCGGCUCACCAGCACAUUCUUGGUGACUUUAACCCGCUCGACUACCUUUGCUAA
This is a messenger RNA of Thecamonas trahens ATCC 50062, 555 nucleotides long. RefSeq lists its product as uncharacterized. The transcript has 3 exons. The record is from RefSeq and is a predicted model, not a curated record. NCBI's taxonomy places the organism in Eukaryota, Apusomonadida, Apusomonadidae. Bases 1 to 555 code for a protein of 184 amino acids.